AUGCAUCAAUUCAAAGACAAAAUCGCAAAACUUGGAAGCAAGGCUGAUGCUUUUGCCAGCCCGCUGGGUCUUCUGUCCUACCCGGUCUUAAUGACUGCCGACAUCAUGAUGUACAACGCAACGCAUGUGCCUGUGGGAGAAGAUCAGAUUCAACAUGUGGAGGUAGCUCGCGAUAUCAUCGACCACUUCAACCGAAAAUACAACGUUCACUUCAAUCUACCCGAACCCGAAGUGUUUGUGGGACGACGCAUCAUGUCGCUCUCUGAUGGGAAGAAGAAAAUGAGCAAAUCAUCGCAGACCCAAUUUAGCAACAUUUCGAUUAUUGACCCUCCCGAGCGAAUUCAAGAAUGCAUCAAGCGAGCCAAGACAGACUGUUUGCAAGGCUUAUCACUGGAUAAAGACGCGCGGCCCGAGAUUUACAACCUUGUUUCGCUGAUGGCUGCAGCUACCAAUCAAACUCUGGAGGCCGUUUAUGAGCAAUACAAAGACUGCUCGAUGGCACAGUUCAAACCGCAAUUGGCAGAUGCGCUGAUUGCCUGCCUUUCUCCGAUUCGAGACAAGUACAAGGAGCUACAAGAAAACCAAGAUUAUGUAUAUGAUCUGAUGAGGCAAGGAGCGGAACAAACGAAAGAAGAGGCCGAACAUCGAAUGCAGUUGAUCAAAACGAUUAUGGGGUUGAUAGUGUUUACUGUUUCUUGA
Messenger RNA from Blastocystis hominis, 699 nucleotides. RefSeq lists its product as hypothetical. Gene Ontology annotation, cellular component: mitochondrion. The transcript is spliced from 6 exons. The record is from RefSeq and is a predicted model, not a curated record. Bases 1 to 699 code for a protein of 232 amino acids. Gene Ontology annotation, molecular function: ATP binding; tryptophan-tRNA ligase activity. Gene Ontology annotation, biological process: tryptophanyl-tRNA aminoacylation. Lineage: Eukaryota; Bigyra; Opalinata; Blastocystidae.